This is a messenger RNA of Adineta ricciae, 336 nucleotides long. Lineage: Eukaryota; Metazoa; Rotifera; Eurotatoria; Adinetida; Adinetidae. The record is from the annotation of a GenBank genome assembly.
AUGGUGAUCAGCCAAAGCAAUGCACGGUUAAUCAGACAAGACUUUGCCGAUGACGAUUUUGAUCAAGACUUAUUUGAACAAAAACGAGAUGCACCAACGAACAACAGAUGUACAAACAUUGUUAAAGGCCAAGAUUCGAAUGGUGGUGAUAUAAAUGCUGCUUAUCCAGCAAACGUUGUCAGUGCUGCUGCUUGUGCUGCAUUAUGCGAAUUAUUUCCCACUUGUGAUCACUGGACAUUUAACGUAAAUAACGGCAAAUGUUGGGUCAAAGAUAAACCGUCACAAAUGCAAACCAAUUCUGCUGUGUAUACAGGCAGUUGUACCAAGUCGAAAUAA